This is a messenger RNA of Camellia sinensis, 3424 nucleotides long. It is a transcript of the gene MOS14, whose product is annotated as ARM repeat superfamily protein. Gene Ontology annotation, molecular function: small GTPase binding. NCBI's taxonomy places the organism in Eukaryota, Viridiplantae, Streptophyta, Magnoliopsida, Ericales, Theaceae. Gene Ontology annotation, cellular component: cytoplasm. Gene Ontology annotation, biological process: protein import into nucleus. The record is from RefSeq and is a predicted model, not a curated record.
AAAGCGAAGCAGACACUACACUACCACCAAUUCACAUCACAUCGUAUACACAGAUACAUAGCUAUAUAUCUGUAUCUAUCAAUCUGUCUACAGUAUCUAUAUAUUUGUUGUUUGGGGUUUUGGGAUAUCGAUUGUCUUCUUUUCUGAGUUUGGGCGAGUCGUGAAGAAAUGGAGCUCCAGAACACAGUUAAAGAAGCCCUAAACGCACUCUACCACCACCCAGACGACGCCGUUCGCAUGCAAGCCGAUCGCUGGCUUCAAGAUUUCCAGCGCACCAUCGAUGCUUGGCAGGUCUCCGAUAAUUUACUUCAUGAUGCUAGUAGCAAUCAAGAAACUUUAAUCUUUUGUUCUCAAACCCUUAGAAGCAAGGUACAACGAGAUUUUGAAGAGCUGCCUUCUGAAGCUUUUCGCCCGUUACGGGAUUCGUUAAAUAGCUUAUUGAAAACAUUUCACAAGGGCCCCCCUAAAGUUAGAACCCAGAUUAGCCUUGCUGUGGCUGCAUUGGCUGUUCAUGUUCCUGCUAAAGAUUGGGGUGAUGGUGGCAUUGUAAGUUGGCUUAGAGAUGAGAUGAAUUCUCACCCCGAAUGCAUACCAAGCUUCCUCGAGCUACUAAGAGUUUUGCCUGAGGAAGUAUUUAACUACAAGAUAUCAGCUCGUCCUGAUAGACGCCGCCAAUUUGAGAAAGAACUUACCUCUGCAAUGGAGAUUGCUCUCAAUAUCUUGAGUGCUUGCUUGAAUAUUAAUGAACUUAAGGAGCAGGUGGGAGCUCUUCUUUUGAAUGUUCUUGAGGCAUUUGCUUCUUGGCUUCGGCUAAGACAUAGGAUCCCUGCUUCUACACUUGCUUCUCACCCAUUGGUGCUAACAGCUCUCUCUAGCUUGAAUUCUGAUAUCCUUUCAGAGGCAUCCGUGAAUGUAAUUUCUGAAUUAAUACAUUACACAGCAGCAAGAAACUCAGGUGGUGUUUCUGCACAGAUGCCCUUAAUUCAAGUUAUUGUGCCUCAAGUUAUGAGCCUUAAGGCACAGCUUAGAGAUUCUUCAAAGGAUGAGGAAGAUGUGAAGGCCAUUGCUCGUUUAUUUGCUGACAUGGGCGAUUCAUAUCUUGAAUUGAUUGCAAAUGGUUCUGUUGAGUCAAUGUUAAUAGUGCAUGCGUUAUUGGAAGUUGUUUCACACCCUGAAUAUGAUAUUGCUUCUAUGACAUUCAACUUCUGGCACAAUCUUCAGAUUAACUUGAUUGAAAGGGAUUCCUACGUAUCAUUUGGCAAUGAAGCAUCGAUAGAAGCAGAGAGAAAUCGGAGGCAGUCGGUUUUUCGUUCGUCAUAUGAAUCACUUGUUUCCUUGGUUUGUUUCAGAGUUCAAUACCCUCAGGACUAUGCAGAACUUUCAAAGGAAGACCUUAAGGAUUUCAAACAAACUCGAUAUGAUGUCGCGGAUGUCUUAAUUGAUGCAGCAUUGGUUUUAGGAGGAGAAGUAACACUGAAGAUUCUUUACAUCAAGCUUGUUGAGGCUGUAGGUAGCUGUGGCAAUGAUGAGCAUAGCAAUUGGCGUCCAGCAGAGGCUGCUUUAUAUUGUAUUCGGGCUGUAUCAGAUUAUGUUUCUGUCACAGAAGCUGAAGUAAUGCCCCAGGUCAUGUCUUUGCUUCCAAAACUUCCUCACCAACCCCAGCUUCUAACUACUGUGUGCUUAACCAUUGGAGCUUAUUCAAAAUGGCUUGAUGCUUCGCCUAGUGGACUCUCAUUCUUGCCUCCACUCAUAGAUAUUCUUGUGAGUGGCAUGAGCAUGUCUGAAGAUUCUGCAGCAGCUGCUGCUUUGGCUUUUAGACACAUCUGUAAUGACUGUGGGAAGAGGCUUUGUGGAUCCUUGGAUGGUCUUUUCAAUAUAUACCAAAGGGUCAUAAUUGGGGAAGGUACCUUUAAGGUCUCUGCUGAAGACUCAUUGCAUCUGGUUGAAGCUUUAAGUGUGGUUAUUACAGAACUUCCUUCAGACCAUGCUAAAAAAGCCCUCGAGGUCUUGUGCUUGCCUGCUGUUACUCCAUUACAGGAAAUUAUUAAUCAAGGUCCUUUGGUAUUGGGGCAAAUAACAGCUCGUGAGUUAACAGUUCAUAUUGAUCGACUUGCAAAUAUCUUUAGAUAUGUAAAUUAUCCUGAAGCUGUUGCUGAUGCAAUUCAAAGGCUUUGGCCAAUAUUCAAAGCCAUCUUUGAUCUUCGUGCUUGGGAUACGCGGACGAUGGAGUCUCUUUGUCGGGCUUGCAAAAAUGCUGUGAGAACUUCUAAAAGGUUCAUGGGAAUUACAAUUGGAGCAAUGCUAGAGGAGAUACAAGGCCUGUAUAAUCAACACCACCAACCAUGUUUCCUUUAUCUCUCUAGUGAAGUUAUAAAGAUAUUCGGGUCUGAUCCAUCUUGUGCAGACUUCUUAAAAAUUAUGAUUGAAUCACUGUUCAGCCAAACUAUAUGUUUGCUUACAAAAAUUCAGGACUUCACUUCCAGACCGGACAUAGCAGAUGAUUGUUUUCUGUUGGCGUCGAGGUGUAUUCGCUAUUGUCCUCAUUUGUUUUUCCCUUCAGCAGUAUUUCCUUCAUUAGUGGAUUGUUCUCUGAUUGGCGUCACAGUGCAGCACAGGGAGGCCUCCAACUCCAUAUUGACUUUCUUAUCUGAUGUAUUUGAUCUUGGAAACUCAAAUCAGGGCGAAAAAUAUGUAUCUAUCAGGGAUAGUGUAAUUAUUCCUCGAGGUGCCACCAUCACCAGAAUUUUGGUUGCCUCUUUAACUGGAGCACUCCCAAUUUCUCGACUAGAAACGGUAAUAUAUGCUCUACUAGCUCUAACUCGGGCAUAUGGGUCAAGAGCUUUAGAAUGGGCCAAGGAUAGCAUUUUGCUAAUUCCAUCAACUGCUGCAACAGAAGUGGAAAGGUCAAGAUUUUUGCAGGCAUUGUCAGAAGUGGCAUCUGUGGGUGAUAUUAAUUCCCUCAUGAUUCCCAUUGAAGAGCUAUCAGAAGUUUGUCGCCGUAACCGAACAGUUCAAGAUAUUGUCCAAGGUGCGUUGAGGCCACUAGAGUUGAAUUUCGCAAACGCUAUCGCAGUCUGAGAGUAAGUUGAAAAGAGGCCUUUUUUUCCGGCUUCGUCUGUCAUUUAUUUUCAUUUGAUUUUGUGUAUUCAGUCAAUCAUUAUUCGCCAAUUUUUUUUUUGUGGGUGCAAAUGAUUGGGAGGUAUAGAAAUGUUGUAUGUUCUUUUUUUCCAGAUUUUUGAGCGGUUUUUAAUCAUUGGAAUGGUUUGGUAUAGAGUUGUAAAUUUGGUAUUUAAUGUAUUAGAUUAAGAAUAAAGAGGGUGGUUGUGUCUAGCUUUUUUACAUUGUAAAGAUGAAAUGUUUUAUGUCAAAAACGCAUACCUGGCCAGAGUUUAGAUUUGCAAAUCAUCUGUUGCAUUCAACUGAA